GACAUCUGAGAGCCCUGGGUCACCCUACCCCAUCCAGCCUCUAUCAUUGCUGCUUUGUUCCAUAUUUAGCUCCUGACAACUGUGCCUAGUGCAGGAACUCCCAGCUCUGUUUUUCCCUCCUCCCUCGGCUGUCUCCUCUCCCUUAGAGAGAUUUCUCUCAGAAAUUUCUCUUUCUUUUUCUCCGUGGCCAUAAGCUAAUACCCCUGUACUCAAGAAGAUGGCAGAAAAGCAGGAGGAGCCCAGCAACACCCAGAAUGGUGAACCUGACAACGCAGAAGAAGGUGAGGAAAAAAAGAAGAAGAAGUUGAAGCGGGAAGACCUGCCACCGUUUGAAAUUGUGACAGGGGAACGCCUCCCAGCCAUGUUUUUCAAAUUCCAGUUCAGGAAUGUGGAAUACAGCUCAGGCAGGAACAAAACCUUCCUGUGUUAUGUUAUUGAGACCCAAGGCAAAGAGUCAGUGACUUCUCGGGGUUACCUGGAAGACGAGCAUGCGGCCGCCCAUGCAGAAAUGGCUUUCUUCAACACAAUUUUACCGAAGUGUGAAUCAAACCUCCGCUACAACGUCACCUGGUACGUCUCUUCCAGUCCCUGUGUGACCUGCGCCGAUCGGAUAACCGAGAUGCUAAAGAAGAACAAGAACCUGCGUCUGACAAUCAUGGUAGGGCGCCUCUUCAUGUGGGAAGAGCCAGAAAUGCAGGCUGCCCUGAAAAAAAUGAAGUCAGCUGGCUGCAAGCUGAGGAUUAUGAAGCCUCAAGACUUUGAGUAUGUCUGGCAGAACUUUGUGGAACAGGAGGAAGGAGAGGAAGCAAAGGCUUUCGUGCCAUGGGAGGACAUUCAAGAGAACUUCCAGUAUUAUGAGGAAAAGUUGGCUGAGAUUUUGCACUGAAGCUCACGUGAGUGAGGAUUUCCACUUGGUCACCUAUCUAUUCAUAUUAGUAUUACAGACUCCUCUUUUUUUCUUCCAGUUGUUAAAGGCAUAACCCAGAGCCAAUUUCAGUUACUGUUACUCUCACACAUACCUGGCUGGGUUUGCCUGUACCCGAAUAUUGAAAAUAAUCCUAAGCAGUACCUUCCCCCUUCAAAGGUGGUAACACGACAGCAGGCUCCUCCACAGCAGACACUUAAGGGAGUUAGAACUGGUUUGUUGUUUGUUUUUUUUUUUUCUCCUCAGAGUAAACACCUCCAGGAAUCAAGAAUAAAAAGGUACUAGGGUCAGUAGGUGCAACAAGAAUACCUCAUUGUUGCCCACAUGCAUGAUAUUCAAGACACAUGGCAACAGUGAGAGGAAUGUACAGAAAAGGGGAUUUCCCCCAUCCCUCAAAGCCUAGCCCUCUAGAAAAAAAAACAACCACUAGAGGAAAUUAGACUUAUCAUUGCAGAAUUCCCCCCCCCGCCCUUUUUUUUAAGGGGUACUCAAGAGUCACCUAUUUAAGCCAUAAAAACAUGAAGGCAUUUAAAGGUUCUAACAUGUCUCUCUUUUUCCUUCCCCAGGACCAAUUCAGAAAGGAUCCAUGAAGAGAGAUGCAACAGACUCAGACAUCUGGCACACUCCCGCUUUCCAAAGCUUUGAUUCCAGCAGGAUGGAGUACCAACUCCUGGAAGACUAGACUGAUGGACUACAAACACAACACAGAUCUUUGGUGUUUGGGAUUUCUUUGUUUUAUUUUGUUCCUUCCUCCCCACCCCAAACAAACCCAUGCUGCCUCUGCUGAUAGGAAGAAGAGAAGGCAACAACAUACUGUGUGAUUGAAAGCCGUGGAUGAGAUGGAUUGCAGUGGACCUACAGGAAAGACUGUAGGCUUCGCAUACUGAGACUACUUUACGAGAAAAGACCUUAGAACAAAGCUGCCAAUUAGACAAAUGCAUUUAGAAAGUACAUACAUCAUAAAUGUUAAAAAGACAGGGAUUUAAGAUUAAAAAAAAGCUUUUCUUCCUCUGUUGUCCUCAAUAAUCAGAGCUGUGAUUUAAAUCAGGGCUAACUGGUUUAUUCUAAAUUAUGAUGGAAGCCUAAGUACUCGAUUUCAAAUACUUUCUCCCCUUAUUCAAUGAUGUUUGUGAUAUAAAACUGGGAAAAGCAAAGUGAAAUAAAAAUGGAAGUCACUGCAAAAGCCUACAGCACUGUUUAUUCCUUCUUCUCUAUUUGCAAGAGGUCCUAAAUUUAAUCUGACAAGUGAGACAUCCUGGGACAGCCACGUAUGAAAUAUUUCGUAGCUGAAGUGCAGCAUGAUAAGAAGGGAAAAUUACUAUAUGCCAAAAAAAAUUCAAGAGUACAUACAAGUGUGGAAGACAGAGAGAGAAAGAAUAUGGGUGUAUCACUUUCCGUAUAAAAAAAGACACAAACCAAGCAAGGGUCACAGGGAUGCUCGUUAGCCAAGAAACUGAGUCAGGGCUGGUUCUUCCAAGUUCAUGUUGGUUUCUCCUGCACUGGAGACACAGCUGGACAUGCACACAUAAAAGUGCUGACUGCACCCAUCUCUCACCUCAGUCAACCGCACUAAAUUCUGGCAUAAAUUUUCAAGGCAGAAAAAAACAAGUGGCAAUGAGAACACCUUUGCUGAGCGCCACUGUGGAUUUCAUCUCUUUGCCACUCGAUUUAAAAAACAAACAUAAAUUAAGUGUAAGGACUAAAUUAAUGAGCAGUCUUGAUGCCCACUCUGGAUCAGCUCAAUACUCCAAGUUCCUAUUUGUCUUACUGAGUUUAUUUUUUUUCCAGUUGUGUAUUUAGCCACAGCAAUUAGCCACCAGAAACAAGUUUACAAAGGAUGGUCAACAAACAGGGAGAGUAAUAAUAUGAAGCUCUUAAAGACACAAACAGGAUUUGCAGAUCUGCAUCAGCAAAGAAACCACACAAUACAGAUUAAUCCACGAUGCUAAGAACAGAAAACACUCCAUGCGUUCAAUUCAUAGUGAAAACCAAUUAGGAACCCUAUGUUAUGGUACAAACUUCUCAACUGUUAUGUCCCAUCUUUUAGAUUUAUUCAACGUAUCUGGCAUUUUUCUGGGCAUUCAAUAUGAGAGAAGUCAAAAAGAUUUGUUAUUAUGGGAGGGUGGGAAAAACCAAACAUAAAGGAAAUGCAGAAUAUAUCAUAGUUCAGUAUUGGAACCAAACUUUCAAAAACCAAGUGUUUACCAAUGAUCUGAUGAACUAAGUGUGUUACUGAUUUGCUUUUGCUAUUGGUGACAUCAAACACCAACCUACAUA
Messenger RNA from Haliaeetus leucocephalus (bald eagle), 3202 nucleotides. It is a transcript of the gene APOBEC2, whose product is annotated as apolipoprotein B mRNA editing enzyme, catalytic polypeptide-like 2. Gene Ontology annotation, molecular function: cytidine deaminase activity; RNA binding. The record is from RefSeq and is a predicted model, not a curated record. Bases 218 to 886 code for a protein of 222 amino acids. Gene Ontology annotation, biological process: cytidine to uridine editing. NCBI's taxonomy places the organism in Eukaryota, Metazoa, Chordata, Aves, Accipitriformes, Accipitridae. Gene Ontology annotation, cellular component: cytoplasm; nucleus. The transcript has 2 exons.